AGUAAUUAUUGAUCUUAAGGUUUCUUUUUUCUUAUCUCUCCAUAGAUCUCAAGGCAUCAAGUCAAUGGCAGGAGGAAAGAAUAGCACAGCAGUAACCAGAUUCAUCCUUUUGGGAUUCUCAGAUUAUCCAAAACUCAAUAUUAUCCUCUUUGUGAUAUUCCUGGUGAUCUACCUCAUAACCUUAGUCUGGAACCUGAGCCUCAUCACCCUGAUCAGGAUCGACUCCCAUCUCCACACACCCAUGUAUUUCUUCCUCAGCAACCUUUCCUUUCUUGACAUCUGUUAUGUUUCCUCCACAUCCCCUAAGAUGCUCUCAGACUUUUUCAAGGAGAAGAAGACCAUCUCCUUUGGGGGCUGUGCUGCUCAGUACUUCAUUUUUUCUGGCAUGGGACUGACCGAAUGUUGCCUCCUGGCCGCCAUGGCAUAUGACCGUUAUGCCGCUAUCUGCAACCCGCUGCUUUACACGGCCAUCAUGUCUCCUACCCUCUGCAUGGGGAUGGUGGCUGGCUCAUACUUGGGUGGAUUCUUUGGUUCCUUGAUCCAACUGUGUUCUUUACUUCAACUCUAUUUCUGUGGGCCUGAUGUGAUUGACCAUUUUUUCUGUGAUCUGCCUCAGCUGCUGGCCCUGUCUUGUUCUGAUACCCUGGCCCUACAGAUCCUCAAGUUUGUGAUAGCCGUGAUCUUUGGGCUACUAUCUGUCCUUAUCAUUAUGGUUUCCUAUGGUCACAUUGUUGAGGCCAUCCUGAAGAUUAGCUCCACCCAAGGUCGUUCAAAGGCUUUCAAUACCUGUGCUUCUCAUCUGAUGGCAGUGACUCUGUUUUAUGGCUCUGGUUUGUCCGUUUACCUGCGGCCCAGUUCCAACGAUUCCUUCAGCAGUGACAAGGUGGCAUCUAUUUUCUAUACAAUGGUCAUUCCCAUGCUGAAUCCUCUGAUCUAUAGCCUGAGGAACAAAGAGAUCAAAGAAGCACUGAAGAGGUGGGAGAAGAGAGCAUUUGCCUAAGCACAUUUGGUUCUAGAAAGUCCAAUAUAUUGAAACACUGCUACCUUGGCUUAGAGGGCUGUGUGUGAAAAAUGGAAUCACAACUGUUGUGUCCCAUAUUUCCUACUGAUGGCCACUAAAAGGAUGUUGUUCCACCAUAAAGAAAUAGGAUUUGAGCAAUUUUGUUCUCUUCCCAGGGGUUACUUAAUCCCAGGGGAUGCUCAAGGGAAAUGCCAAGUUUUAUUUUCUAAAGAUUCCCACCUAUAUCUCCCAAUUCUGCCCAUUUUGUGGGUGGCAGUUUUAUUCAUUCGUGUGUCAACAGGUAUGGUCUGUGUGAUUUUGUUCAAUUAAUCUCUUAUA
This is a messenger RNA of Antechinus flavipes (yellow-footed antechinus), 1339 nucleotides long. Its product is annotated as olfactory receptor 1440-like. The record is from RefSeq and is a predicted model, not a curated record. Gene Ontology annotation, cellular component: membrane. Gene Ontology annotation, molecular function: G protein-coupled receptor activity; odorant binding; olfactory receptor activity. Lineage: Eukaryota; Metazoa; Chordata; Mammalia; Dasyuromorphia; Dasyuridae. The transcript has a single exon. Gene Ontology annotation, biological process: sensory perception of smell; G protein-coupled receptor signaling pathway. Bases 65 to 1000 code for a protein of 311 amino acids.